Sitodiplosis mosellana (orange wheat blossom midge) is the source of this 2779-nucleotide messenger RNA. Its product is annotated as procollagen-lysine,2-oxoglutarate 5-dioxygenase-like. Gene Ontology annotation, biological process: peptidyl-lysine hydroxylation. Gene Ontology annotation, cellular component: endoplasmic reticulum. Gene Ontology annotation, molecular function: procollagen-lysine 5-dioxygenase activity; iron ion binding; L-ascorbic acid binding. The transcript is spliced from 12 exons. The record is from RefSeq and is a predicted model, not a curated record. The coding region runs from base 358 to 2577 and encodes 739 amino acids. NCBI's taxonomy places the organism in Eukaryota, Metazoa, Arthropoda, Insecta, Diptera, Cecidomyiidae.
CCGAACAAUUUGUUGAGCAAAUUGACAAAACACGUUUGCUUACCAGCAGCAGUAGUUUUCAAUGUAUCCCAAGCAUAAAUACUAUUAUCAUCUGCUCCGCAGAACAAAUAUCGGCCACUGAAAGACAGAGCUGUUGGAAAAAUGAGAUCAUAAUUAAGUAUUUCAAAUGAAAGUCUUACGAAAGACUUUAUUUCCAAGGUCGUCAAAUUCCACCCAAAAUAACAAAUCGAUGACAAUCGCAACUGGUCGCAAUCGAUAGUCGUUGAAAUAGAGCCAGACUUAUUUUUAGUAAUAAUUCAACUAGCAGCCGAGUGGUUUAAAGAUUAACUGAGCUCUACGAUUUUGGAUUCGGGUGAAAUGAUGUUUGCAUAUGGUUUCUUCGUCUCUAUUAUUUUGCUAGUCUUAAGCGGUAAUGCCAAUGGCACUGAAAAAACCUGUGAACAAUUUGAUAAAGUUGACUGCAGUAAAUGCCGGAAAAAUGUGAACACCCAAUUUUAUUCAAAAGAAUUUGAUGUGAAAGUGUUUACCGUAGCGUCGGAAGAGACUGAAGGAUAUUCACGAUACAUUCGAUCGGCCAAUUACUACAAUGCAGAGGUGGAAACAUUGGGAAUGCAUCAAAAAUGGCUUGGCGGUGGAUACAAAAUCAAUUUGUUACGUGAAGCACUUGAACCGUACAAAAAUGACGACCAGAAAAUUAUUUUAUUUACUGAUAGUUAUGACGUGCUGUUCACUGCCACUAUCGAUGUCAUAGUGCACAAAUUCGAGAAAUUUGAUGCCCGUAUCUUAUUCGGAGCAGAAAAGUAUCUGUGGCCUGAUACAACUGUGGAGCAUUUGUAUCCAACCGUUUCGAAACACUUGCCAAAAUAUUUGAACUCGGGACUGUUUAUGGGCUACGCAUCGGAUGUGUAUGAAUUGUUAAGCAUUCCAAUUGAAAACAAUAAUGAUGAUCAACUUUACUUGACCAAGGCAUUCUUGGACACGAACAUUCGUAAAAAGUUACAAAUUAAACUUGAUUACCAGUCGGAAAUCUUCCAAAACUUGGAUGACUCCACGGUUGAUGUUAAAGUGCUAUACAAUGAAGCCAAUGGCGAAUAUUUCAUUAAAAAUAUUCAAACUGACACCAUACCAAGUUUUAUCCACGGAAAUGGAACAAGUAAAGUAUUGUUGAACAAUUUUGGCGGAUAUGUGGCCGGCGCUUUUAAACACAAUGAAUGCCAACUCUGUCAAGAGAACAAAUUGGACUACUAUCGGAAACAAGAAGACUUGCCAAAAGUUACCAUUGCAAUAGCCAUUCCAAAUGCAACGCCAUUCCUCGAAGAGUUCUUUGAUUCCAUUUUAGCACUGGAUUAUCCAAAGGAGAAGCUAAACAUGUUUAUCUACAACAAUGUACAAUAUCAUGAUGACUUGGUGCAAACCUUCCUUAAAACUCAUGGUGAUGAAUAUUCAAGCACAAAGCAAAUCAGACAUAAUGAUUCGUACAAGGAAGUUACUGCCCGGAAUUCAGCAGUGAGCUAUGCGGAAAGUGAAGGAAGCGAUUACUUAUUUGUUGUUGAUGCCGAAGCGCAUAUAGAUAAUCCAUCUACUCUGAUUCGAUUAAUCGAACAGAAUCGUAAUGUAAUUGCACCGAUGAUGACGCGUCAUAAUGAUUCGACGUGGAGCAAUUUCUGGGAAGCAUUAGAUGAGAACAGUCAAUAUGCACAAUCGCAUGAUUACAUGAAAAUUGUUGAAAAUGAAAUUCGUGGUUUAUGGAACGUUCCAUUUAUCUCAUCAUGUUAUCUGAUUAAGAAAGCGAUCUUCCCAAAACUCAUCUAUACCGACGAUGAUCGUGAUGCUGAUGUGGACAUGAGCAAAAACCUACGAAAUCAGCAAAUUUUCAUGUACGUUUUUAACGAGGAAUAUUACGGUCAUUUGGUGAACAAUGACAAAUUUAAUCCACUGCUGACUAAUCCCGAGUUUUACAUGCUGAUCACAAAUCGAAUGGACUGGGAGAAGCGAUACUUGCACCGAGACUAUUUUGAACAAUUGAAACCGAAUCGAACACACAAGCAACCGUGUCCCGAUGUCUAUUGGUUUCCCAUUGUAAAUGAACGUUUCUGCGAUGACUUGGUUGAAAUCGUAGAAACUUAUGGAAUAUGGAGCCACGGUUCAAAUAGAGCCGGCUCUUAUGAUGCUGUUCCAACAAUGGACAUUGAAUUAUUCGAAGUUGGUUUGGAACCAGUUUGGAAAAAAUUCUUGGAGUACUAUGUCAGUCCACUUCAGGAAGCCGUAUUCUGGGGAUACCAUAGCAUUCCAAGACCACGAGCAACGGCAAUGUUCCUUGUGCGCUACAAACCUGAAGAGCAGCCGACACUACGACCACAUCUUGAUUCCUCCACUUAUACCAUAAACAUUGCUUUGAAUAAUGUUGGAAUUGAUUAUGAAGGCGGUGGAUGCCAUUUCUUACGCUACAAUUGCUCGGUGACAGCAACACAAAAAGGAUGGAUGCUCAUGCAUCCUAGCCAUCCAACUCAUUAUCACGAAGGCUUGAGAACGACGCGUGGAACUCGCUACAUUAUGGUAACAUUCGUCGAUCCAUAGAUGAGAUACGAGAGAAAAAGCUCAAAUUUACGCACAAAAAAUGAGAAAAUCAAAAUUUCGUAGAGAACAUUGAUUUAACGAACUGUUAUCAAAUUAUUCGUAAUUGGGACGUAUUUUUUUUCGGAGAAAGAACAUAUUGAUAAGUUUUAUUUAUUAGUUCUACUCUACAUACCUUGAACAAAUAAAAAAUAUCAUCACAGAA